CCUCCCCCACGUUGACACGUAUUGUUGCUUUGCCGAUAAUAAAAAAAAAAUGGCGACCGGACCCGCGUAAAUUGGAGAUCCAUAGAGGUCAUUACCCUGCCCUAUGUUGUCAGUGACAUACUGUGACAUAUCCACGUGUUGGCAAAGCAGGAACCAUGGCUUUUGAGGAGAUCAAGAAUAAAGGAGGAAUGGAUGCGGGGAUGGAAGGAGACAGAGGCCUUGUAGCUGGUCGUAGCCAGAGAGAGAAGAGGAGGUCGUACAAGGAUCUGUUAAGGGAGGAAGAGGAGAUUGCUGCUCAGGUCCGUAAAUCUUCCAAAAAACGACCCAAGGAUUCAGAACUGUUUCCGCUUGGAGGGGACUCGCACAAAAAGAAGAAGAAACAUAGUGAUGACUACUAUUACAGAGACCACGAUGGUUCAGGUCCACCUCCCCACAAGAAAAAGCACAAGUCUGCAGACCGCUCCCCUACUCUCUCGUCCCCUUCAUCCUCUCACCCGAAAGACACAGCGAUGGGCCUCCUGCAGGCUAUCACCUCUCCGCUGGCCACAGGUUCGGACCCCAGCCCCCACUUACACAAGAAACCCUCCUACCCACCCUUCUCCUCGCACUCCUCCAAGGACCGCAAACGUGAGAGCAGCGGCGCUGGAAGCAAAGGGAGCCACUCCUUCUCUCACUCCCGCCCCAUGUCCUCAUCAUCAUCUUCCUCCAAGAAGCACUCCUCGUCUUCCUCAAAGUCAUCACUAUUCCAUGGUGGCGCUCCCAAAGAGGAACCCUUGACGUUACGCGAGGCCGACGGUCUGAAGAUGAAGCUCAUCAUGUCGCCAGAGAAAGAGGAGGGAGAGAGCUACCCGUUCACACCCCAUUCGUCCAAAGGAGGCGGGAAAAAAGAGAAGGAUAGAGACAGAAUGCAGCACUCAAAGUUGCCCAAGAAAAAAAUGCAGCAGAAUCGAGAUCCACUGCCUGUAGUGGGGAAAGAAGUGGAGGUGGAAGGUCAUUACGGAGGCGGCAUGGGGGACGAUAGCUCUUCAUCCGGGGGUGAGCUGGAGGCUGGUGAACUGGUUAUAGAUGAUUCAUACACACACAUGUCAAAAAAGAAGAAGAAGAGCAAAAAAAGCAAGAAGAAGAAGGAUAAAGAAAAGGACAGAGACAAGGAAAAAAGUGGGAAGGACAAAAAGCACAGCAAAGGAUUUGGUGACUCAUCGAGGGGCCACAGCCACUCCCAUCCGACUGUCACACACAGUGCUGUCGGUCCAAUGUAUGCAAUGGGCACGCCCGUCCCUCCACACCACCAUCAAGGCAAUGAUGGAGUGACAGAGAAGAAGAAGAAGAAAGAGGAGAAAGAUCGGGAAAAGCACGAGAAGGAAAAAGAUAAGCCCAAGAAGAAGAACACAACGGCGUACCAGGUGUUUUGUAAAGAGUACAGGGUCAACAUAAAUGCAGAACAGCCAGGACUAGUGUUUGGUGAGCUAAGCAAAAAGUUGGCAGAGGUGUGGAAGGCGAUGCCAGAGAAAGACAAAUUGGUUUGGAGGCAGAAAGCUCAGUAUCUGCAGCACAAACAGAACAAAGCUGAGGCCACCACAGUCAAACACAAGAGUGCCAAUGAGAGCAAAAGCAAAGCUGUAGGAGCUGGAACAGGGAUAGUGUCACCAAACAGAGCAUCUGGCAAUAUGUCACUGUCCCCAGCACGAGUCCCAGAUGUUGAUCCCAUUGAUGCAGCAGCUCACCUGCAGCUACUGGGAGAGUCCUUGUCCCUGAUUGGGCAUCGGCUACAGGAAACAGAGGGGAUGGUGGCAGUGUCCGGAAGUCUGUCCGUUCUUCUGGACUCCAUCUUGUGUGCGCUGGGACCGCUGACCUGUCUCACAGCACAGAUACCACAGUUAAACGGAUGUCCUCGAAACGUCCUGUCAAAUACGUUGGACAAUAUUGCCUACAUCAUGCCUGGGCUGUGAGUAAAGGGUGAUAAUCAAAAUCAAUUGAUUCGUCAUCAGAAGUCAACAGAUCUGAACAGAUUGGUCCUGAACAGGAGACACCCUUGGACUUUGGACUUUAAUUUAAGCCACUUGCUUGGCAUCUGAAAACUUGGAUAUUUCUAGCGUCAAUGUUUUUAAAGUGUAUUUUUUUAAAAACCUUGUUCUCUUAAUUUUCUAAUUGUUAUAUUUUUAAAUGAAACAUUUUACUGAACAUGUUGAUCUUUCUUGGCAUGUCAGCUUAGUUUUAUUGUUACUGUACAGUGUGUGCGUGCGUGCGUGUGUGUGUGUAUGCGUGUGUGAGUGUAUGCGUGCAUUUGUUUAGCUGUUUAGUGUGAUUGACUGUUGAGUGUUCUGUCUACAUAUUUGAUUUUUUUUUUACUGAAAAGUACAGGAACAUGCAAGUCAUUUGGUCAUGAUCAACAUAAUAUAUUUGACAGCUGCUCUGUUUCUUUGACCAUGUAAACAGUGCUGUCAUGCCUUGCUGUUUUAUACAUUUGAUAUUUUACUGUGCGUACAGCAUUUAGAUUUGGACCACUCUGUAAAAAAAAAAAGUGAUAGAAAAAAACAGAUUUAGGUGCAACCUUGUUUUAAUCAGGAGCUGUUCAAACAAAUCACUGUCAGACAUUUAACAAAA
Anoplopoma fimbria (sablefish) is the source of this 2604-nucleotide messenger RNA. It is a transcript of the gene hmgxb4a, whose product is annotated as HMG box domain containing 4a. Lineage: Eukaryota; Metazoa; Chordata; Actinopteri; Perciformes; Anoplopomatidae. The record is from RefSeq and is a predicted model, not a curated record. The coding region runs from base 156 to 1949 and encodes 597 amino acids. The transcript has 13 exons.